Molecule: messenger RNA, 807 nt
Organism: Physella acuta
Lineage: Eukaryota; Metazoa; Mollusca; Gastropoda; Physidae
Product: nucleolar protein 11-like
Biological process (GO): maturation of SSU-rRNA
Cellular component (GO): nucleolus
Molecular function (GO): RNA binding
Source: RefSeq, a predicted model, not a curated record
AAUACCUUAACACAGACCAAAUUCUGAAUCUACUUUUAUAACAUGCUGCUAGUCACUCGAUGUUUAAAAAUCUCGUCUCACAGUUAAAACCCACAUAUUUUCAUCAUGUCUGUAAAUGACAAGCAAGCUGUGGAGUGUUGUAUACAGGAUGGUGAUUUAUCUAAACUGCUUCGGCUACCACAGAAUUUAGAUGACUUUUCAGAGGCCUGUAUUAUUAAAAGUGUUGAUUGGAUUCUUCAGUUGAAUGAGCAGCAGAUAGAAGAGGGAACUAAAGACUUGCAGGAAGCUGAUAUUGAAGCUGGGGUACCCUGGGCUCAACACAGUGUCAAGUCCCCUUUCACCAACAGAAAAUGCUUCAUCUUAAAUGGAAUGAUGAGUAGAAAGUUCAGUCCCCAGUUCUUGCAAGAAGAAGUCAGAGCCAUGUCCUUUGACAGUGUUUUGAUUUUGAUCCAGUACUUACAGUUCCUUCUGAUGUGGUCAUCUGUUCAGGAAGAUGACCAGCCCAUCCCUUCACUAGAACAGGUUAUACAUUGGCUGAAUGCGCUCAUUGACAGCCAUUUUCAGCAGCUCAAGUUGGCGGAGGAUGCUGAUGAGGUUAUUGUAUCUCUACAUCAACAGAUCACUCACAUGGCCCAUUGGCAACAAGAGUGUAAAGCUUUACAAGGAAUGUUAGCAGAGCUGAACAGAAAAUUUGAAGAACAGCAGAAAAGCACAAAGAUCGGAGAUUAUUGUAUAGAAGUUAUUUCGUUUUGAAUGGUUUUAAAUUUGCAUUUAUUUCUCAAUUACAUUACAUGUCAUCAUGUCGUA